Emys orbicularis (European pond turtle) is the source of this 741-nucleotide messenger RNA. RefSeq names its product SIX homeobox 6 (gene SIX6). The record is from RefSeq and is a predicted model, not a curated record. Gene Ontology annotation, cellular component: transcription regulator complex; nucleus. Gene Ontology annotation, molecular function: DNA-binding transcription factor activity, RNA polymerase II-specific; RNA polymerase II cis-regulatory region sequence-specific DNA binding. Gene Ontology annotation, biological process: regulation of transcription by RNA polymerase II; eye development. The transcript is spliced from 2 exons. NCBI's taxonomy places the organism in Eukaryota, Metazoa, Chordata, Testudines, Emydidae. The coding region runs from base 1 to 741 and encodes 246 amino acids.
AUGUUCCAGCUGCCCAUCCUCAAUUUCAGCCCCCAGCAAGUGGCCGGGGUCUGCGAGACCCUGGAGGAGAGCGGGGACAUUGAGCGCCUGGGUCGCUUCCUCUGGUCCCUGCCGGUAGCCCCUGCGGCAUGCGAGGCCCUGAACAAGAACGAGUCGGUGCUGAGAGCCCGGGCCAUCGUGGCCUUCCACACGGGGAACUACCGGGAGCUCUACCACAUCCUGGAGAACCACAAGUUCACCAAGGAGUCGCACGCCAAGCUGCAGGCCCUCUGGCUGGAGGCGCAUUACCAGGAAGCCGAGAAGCUGCGGGGCCGACCCCUGGGGCCCGUGGACAAGUACCGGGUGCGGAAGAAGUUCCCGUUGCCCCGCACCAUCUGGGACGGGGAGCAGAAGACGCAUUGCUUCAAGGAGAGGACGAGGCACUUGCUACGGGAGUGGUACCUGCAGGACCCUUACCCCAACCCCAGCAAAAAGCGAGAACUGGCCCAGGCUACCGGACUUACCCCUACACAAGUGGGCAACUGGUUCAAAAACCGCAGACAAAGAGACAGGGCAGCAGCCGCUAAGAACAGGCUACAGCAGCAGGUCUUAUCCCAAGGCUCGGUGCGCUCGCUGCAGGCCGAGGAGGAGAGCGCAGGGGAGCCGCUGGGGGCCGCCUCCAGUCCCGCAGCCAGCCUGUCCAGCAAAGCGGCCACCUCUGCCAUUUCCAUCACAUCCAGCGACAGUGAAUGUGACAUCUGA